Molecule: messenger RNA, 2934 nt
Organism: Fonsecaea multimorphosa CBS 102226
Lineage: Eukaryota; Fungi; Ascomycota; Eurotiomycetes; Chaetothyriales; Herpotrichiellaceae
Exons: 11
Coding region: 1-2934 (977 amino acids)
Molecular function (GO): FAD binding; oxidoreductase activity
Source: RefSeq, a predicted model, not a curated record
AUGCCCUAUGUACUAAAGGGAAGGAAUGUUUUGGUCGUUGGAGGUGCACGUGGCCUAGGUGCUCUGGUUGCGCACAAGUUCGCUGCUGAAGGCUGCAACGUGGCAAUCAACUAUGUCUCCAAUCUUGUUCGAGCCAAGGACACUGCUCACUCGAUCGAACAGCAGUUCGGCGUCAAGACCUUUGUGGUCCAAGGGGAUGCCGCUUCUCGGGAAGAUUGUGCUAGGAUAGUCCAAGAAAGCCUUGCAACCCUUGGAGGACUUGAUGUUAUCGUGGCCAAUGCCGGGUGGACCAAGUUCACCGACUUCAAAGACCUUCAUGCCCUGAGCGAACAGGAGUGGGAUCUGUGUUGGGCAGUCAACGUCAAAAGCAAUCUACAUCUGCUGCAAGAGGCGGCACCUUCCUUCAACAAAAACUGUGACGGUGGUGUGCUUCUUAUGACUUCGUCGGUGGCGAGCCUGACACCAGCGGGAAGUUCCAUGGCUUACUGCGUGACCAAGGCCGCUGGUUUGCACCUGAUGAGAUGCCUCGCAAGCAGCCAGGGUCCCAAAAUCCGCGUGAAUGCAGUGCUGCCAGGUUUCCUCACGACAGAAUGGGGAAUGCAGUUCAGCGACGCACAGAUCCAAGCGUUGAAGGAGAAGGCUGUCCUGAAACAAGAGCUUAUCACUUAUUGCACCAUCAUUGAACUCGAGCGAAACUCCACUACCAACAUGGCGCAAGGACUCAGAGUGUCAACUCCGCAGUCCGAGGUUGAUGUCCUCAUCAUUGGUGCAGGCCCAGCCGGCCUGAUGAUGGCGAACUGGAUGAGUCGGUGCGGGAUUCGGACGAGAAUAGUGGACAAAAGAGGCACCAAGAUUUUCAACGGCCAAGCGGACGGACUUCAAUGCCGGACGCUCGAGAUCUUUGACAGCUUCGACUUUGCACACCGGGCCUGGAUCGAGUCGAACCACAUGCUCGAAAUCUGCCUCUGGAAUCCCGACCCGCAGACUGGAAUCAUCCACCGCUCUGACCGCAUCCCGGACACCAUCCCAAACAUCUCACGCUUUCAACAGGUGGUCCUCCACCAGGGACGCAUUGAACGAUUCUUCCUCGACUCCAUCUCAGAACACAGCAAGAAGACACUCCAGGAUGUGCCGGGGUGGGAGGAGGGCAUUAGGGUCGAGCACGGUGUCAUGCCCGUCUCCUUUGAGUUUGACGAAAGCGUCGCCGAAGACAACGACGCGUACCCGAUCACCGUGAAACUGCGCCAUCUGAGCGAGCAAGAGGCAACGCCCAAGCAGGCCGCGACCAGCUUGAACGGCUCCGGGUUACAGGAUGGACUAUUCCGCAGCAACCUGUCGCCGGACGACACGCAAGAACUGCUGGAGAAGUCCAAGGCGCUGCGGGAGAAAGAGGGCAGAGAGGAGACGGUCAAGGCCAAAUACAUGCUGGGCGCAGACGGCGCUCACAGCUGGGUCAGAAACCAGCUCGGCUUCAAACUACAGGGCGAAUCCACCGACUAUAUCUGGGGAGUGCUCGACAUCAUCCCCAUCACCGACUUUCCCGAUAUCCGCAUGAGGUGUGCCAUUCACAGCGAAAGCAGUGGCAGUGUGAUGGUGAUCCCGCGAGAGAACAAGCUGGUCAGACUCUACAUUCAAUUGACGACGAUGGAGAAUGCAGGAGGCGGCAAGAGGGCGGACCGGAGUAAGAUCAACCCAGACACGAUUCUGGCCAGUGCACAGAGGAUCAUGAAGCCUUACAAAAUCGAGUAUCGGUACUGCGACUGGUGGACAGCCUACCAAAUCGGACAGCGCGUCGGCGACAGCUUCAGUCUGAAGGAGAGGGUCUUUUUGGCCGGCGACGCCGUCCACACUCACAGUCCGAAGGCCGGUCAAGGCAUGAACGUCAGCAUGCAAGAUGCCUUCAACCUCGGAUGGAAAGUCGCCAGUGUGGUCAAGGGAACCAGCAACCGAUCCAUCCUCAAGACCUACCAAUCCGAGCGGCGCCGGAUCGCGCAGGACCUGAUCGACUUCGACCACCGUUUCUCGCGGCUAUUCUCGGGCCGGCCGGCCAAGGACGUGCUAGACGAGGAGGGGAUCUCGAUGGAUGAGUUCAAGAACGCGUUUGUCAAGGGGAACCUGUUCGCCAGCGGCGUGGCCGUCGACUACGGCGCGAGCGUCAUCGUAGCCAAGGCCGGCGACAGCAUUGCGCAAGGGGACGGCACCGAGGUGCUCGGCGAGGAGGCGCUGCGCGUCAUCAGCGCCCAGGACCGCGCCACCGAGGUCAAAGUCGGCAUGCGCAUGCCCUCGUUCAAGGUGCUCAACCAGGCCGACGCGCGGCCGUGGCAUUUCCAGGAACUCCUGAAAAGCAACGGUACAUGGCGCCUGGUCGUGUUUGCGGGGGACAUUGUCGGUAUCCCAUCCCAGCGGGAGCGACUGGACCAGCUGGGCGAGAAGCUCGGUUCCGCGACAUCGUUCCUGAAACGCUUCACACCUCCUGGCGCGCGUUACGACUCGGUCAUCGAGGUACUCACACUCCACGCGUCCAAAAGGCAGGACGUGACCAUCUUCGACUUCCCCGAGGUGUUCCGGCCCUGGCACCCCCGCGACGGCUGGGACUACUGGAAGAUCCACGCCGACGACGUCAGCUACCACGAAGGGUUUGGGGACGCUUACACAAACUACGGCGUCGAUCGCACCCGCGGCGCCGCCGUCAUCCUCCGCCCGGACCAAUACGUCAGCUGGGUCGGCGACAUGGACGACUACGCCAGCAUGGACAAGUUCUUUAGUGGGUUCAUGGUCGAGCAGCCGGAACGACAGCUGACAGAGAAGACGGCGGCAGAUGCCCCGGUCGUCGACGGCAUCAGCCGCGUCUCGCUCCAGGACGCAGAGAGAGACGGUGCGGACGGCAGCAUCCCGGCUACGAAUGGCGCGGUGGCCGGUACGGCGGCAGCAUGA